Apaloderma vittatum (bar-tailed trogon) is the source of this 1071-nucleotide messenger RNA. Its product is annotated as transcription elongation regulator 1. The transcript has 6 exons. Lineage: Eukaryota; Metazoa; Chordata; Aves; Trogoniformes; Trogonidae. Gene Ontology annotation, cellular component: nucleus. The record is from RefSeq and is a predicted model, not a curated record. The annotation marks the transcript as partial. Gene Ontology annotation, molecular function: RNA polymerase binding; transcription coregulator activity.
AUCAAAAUGGACUUCUUUGAGCUGCUGGCUAAUCACCACCUGGACAGUCAGUCUCGCUGGAGCAAAGUGAAGGACAAAGUAGAGACUGACCCCCGGUACAAAGCCGUGGAUAGCUCUUCCCAGAGGGAGGACCUCUUCAAACAGUACAUAGAGAAAAUCGCCAAGAAUUUAGAUUCUGAAAAAGAGAAGGAGUUGGAAAGACAAGCUCGCAUUGAGGCGAGUUUGCGUGAGCGAGAAAGGGAAGUGCAGAAAGCGCGUUCGGAGCAAACCAAGGAGAUUGACAGGGAACGUGAGCAGCACAAACGGGAAGAAGCUAUACAGAACUUCAAAGCGCUUCUCUCUGACAUGGUGCGUUCUUCAGAUGUGUCAUGGUCUGACACCAGGAGGACUCUACGCAAAGAUCAUCGAUGGGAGUCUGGCUCCUUGCUAGAAAGAGAAGAGAAAGAGAAGCUCUUUAAUGAACACAUCGAAGCACUUACCAAAAAGAAGAGGGAACACUUCAGGCAGCUUCUGGAUGAAACUUCAGCGAUAACUUUAACAUCAACAUGGAAAGAAGUGAAAAAAAUCAUUAAAGAAGACCCAAGGUGCAUUAAAUUUUCUUCAAGUGACAGGAAAAAACAAAGGGAGUUUGAGGAAUACAUAAGAGACAAAUACAUUACUGCCAAAGCUGACUUCCGAACGCUAUUGAAAGAGACCAAAUUCAUAACGUACAGAUCCAAAAAGUUGAUCCAGGAGUCAGAUCAGCACCUGAAGGACGUAGAGAAGAUCUUACAGAACGACAAGCGGUACCUGGUACUUGACUGCGUGCCGGAGGAGAGGCGCAAGCUCAUCGUGUCCUACGUAGAUGACCUGGACCGCCGGGGGCCGCCUCCGCCACCCACAGCGUCAGAGCCUACGAGACGAACAACAAAAUAGUUACGAAAUACCCUUAAGCCAAGGGUAUCUGUUAAAUCAAAAAGCUUGCAUGAGCCAUCUGUCAGGUCUAUACAUAUACAUUACCGUGAAUAUAUUUCAAAACCACCUGAGGAGCAGAGGAAGAAGCAGCAUUUGUGAACAUAAAAGUGGUCUCUG